Eruca vesicaria subsp. sativa (arugula) is the source of this 1037-nucleotide messenger RNA. Lineage: Eukaryota; Viridiplantae; Streptophyta; Magnoliopsida; Brassicales; Brassicaceae. The record is from the annotation of a GenBank genome assembly.
AAAACACUGAAUAUGAAGACAUACAGUUCCAGCUUAUCCUCUUUUAUUGAGACCCUCAUUGCUUCACAUUUAUUAACUUUUCAACUAACUCCAGUUUGUGCUCUAUAAUAAAUAAUAGUGCUUUGUGUUAGGAUCUAAGGGUCUAAGUAUAUGCUUUCACACAUUCGUUAAGCCUCUAUAUAAAUCCCUGGACCCUUUUGUUGCUACUCCCUACUUGUUUGUAUAAAAAACCCAUUUGUGUUUAGAACCCAAAAUGGCAAAACUUUCUCUGAUUCUCUUUGUUCUGUAUGUGUCUGCUUCAGCUAUAGCCAUGGCCAGAAACCUUGGAGAGGAAUAUAGUGAUGACACACAGUUCGUUAAAGCGUCUUGUGAGACAACAACUUACCCGGAACUAUGCUUUCAGUCUCUGUCUUCAUAUGCAAGCGAGAUCAAGAAGCGGCCUCGUCAGCUCGCUGAGACGGCGCUUGCUGUUAGCUUGUCCCGAGCAAAGGCAGCCAAAACCUAUGUCUCGGACAUGACUGACUAUAAAGGAAUCACGAAGAGGCAGCACGAGGCUGUCGUGGACUGUGUAGAAGAGAUGGGAGAUAGUGUUGACAGGUUGAGAUAUUCGCUGAAGGAACUGAAGCAUUUGGAGGAAGGCGAAAGCGGACAAGACUUCUGGUUAUGUAUGGGCAAUGUCCGGACAUGGACGAGUGCGGCUUUGACAGAUGAGACCACAUGUCUUGAUGGGUUUGGAGGGAAAGCCAUGAAUGGAGAGCUGAAAAGCUUAAUCAGGGAACACAUUUUGCGUGUGGCGCAAGAUACCAGCAAUGCAUUGGCUUUGAUCAAUGUCUUUGCUUCCAAGCAUUGAUAAUAUUGCUAAGGCUUGGUCUUGGAUUUGGUUUCCUUUGUGUGUUUCAAGAAAUGUGUCCUUUGUUUGGUUUUGAGUUAAAAUCAGUUUCGCUUGUCACAUUGUUAUAUCAUCAACGAGCUUGCGAAGUCUAAAGCUGUUGAUUUUGAUUAAUGAAAUUAUAUAUAGAUUUGUAAGCCAUGUAGAC